AUGGAGCACAAAGUACAUAAAGGUUACUUCUUAGCACCGAAGGCUUAUGCCUUAGACAUAGGCCAUGAUGACAAUAUAAUAAAGUAUAAGGGUCCAGCUAAAGGCACAGUCAAUUUAGAGUGGUUUGUGUUACAAUACAAUGAUCCUUCUGAAAUAAAGGUAGUCGACAUUGAAUCGUCAUUCAAUAUUAAUUGGCAUACAUUUACUAUAGGCAAAAAGGAGUCACAAUACAGCCUGGGAACCCCUGCAAGUUCCAAAAGAGACCAUGUGUAUGAUGAGAACAAUAAGUGGAUAAACACACAACCUAAAGAAGUAAUAGACUUUGGGGGUCAAGAUAACACAAUUAUCAAAUUAGAUAAUAAGGAACUGAUGAAAGUAUGUUCUUUACUUAGAGAGCAGUUAUCCGAAAAAAAUAAGGAAAUCGUCAAAUAUAAGCAAGAAUUACAAAAUGUGCAUGCCAAUAAAGAGCAAGAUGUUGCUAAAAAUCAAUUAAUGAUCCCAUCCUUGGAUGCUGCUGUAAAUCUUCCUGAUGCACCGCGCACUGAAUAUCCUACCAUUUUAGACCUACCUACUCUGUACAAGGACCCACCCAAGAAGAAGGCAGAGAUAAAUCAAAGGAUGAUGAUACCUAAGGCAUGUUGUUCUUAG
Molecule: messenger RNA, 648 nt
Organism: Macadamia integrifolia
Lineage: Eukaryota; Viridiplantae; Streptophyta; Magnoliopsida; Proteales; Proteaceae
Exons: 1
Coding region: 1-648 (215 amino acids)
Source: RefSeq, a predicted model, not a curated record